Heterotrigona itama is the source of this 670-nucleotide messenger RNA. Lineage: Eukaryota; Metazoa; Arthropoda; Insecta; Hymenoptera; Apidae. The record is from the annotation of a GenBank genome assembly.
AGGAAUGAGCUCUCACGCGCAUGCAAAAACGAUUUGCAGCGGAAGCGCAGUGUCAGGCGCUGUUUCUGCGUUGCAUUUCUUGAGAAGCUACAGCUUGUUCACGCCGAAUUCAGAUGUAUGCAGAUACGAGCCAUACAGUUCUAAAGACUACAACUUUGGAAAUAUCGACAUUUUAGAAAGUUCGAAUAUAUCAGAUACAGCGAUCGGUCGAACGCCAUCGCCAUUAACACCCUCGUCCUUGUCAGCAUUUUCACUUCCGGGAUCUUUACUUCAACCACCAUUCGUAACUACUAUGCCACCUUUAAUGCAGUCUAUAAGUGUACCUCCGGCGUUUUCAAAUAGCAAUGCAAUCGUCACUUUUUGGGUGCGAAUAGUAUUACAAGCAUGCAUAGACGACCAAGAAGCGAAAAAAAACCGAUCCCUGACGAUCAGAAAGAUGAAAAAUAUUAUGAAAGGCGUAAACAUUGCUUUGCGAGCAACAAUGUUGGAACAUGAAAAUGCAAUUUUAAGAGCACAAGUGAUAACACUUCGAGAGGAAGCACAAUGUCUAAGACACAUGUUGAUUAAACAACAAGCAUCAUCAUUGCACUCCAUCGAUCGUUCGAUUUCUUCUAUGACACCAGUUACAUUAUCGCCCUCUCAUACAACAGCAACUUUGGAUUGCCAGAUU